AUGUCAUCGAUGCAAGAUAGAUUAAAAAUAAAACGUGUAUCUCCCUUUGAAACAUGGAGCUUACGAGAACAGUUGUGCCUUGCAUCAAGUGUAUUGAAAUCUGGGGACCAGAAUUGGAUGAGCGUGUCUAGAUCAUUAAAGCCAUUUGUUGAAAAAGAAUUGCCAAGGCCACCAGACUGGUUUUCUCAGAGGUCAUGUGCCAGUCAGUACACAUAUUUACUUGAAAAUGCUGAUACACCGAGAAGGAAGAAACGAGAGAGUGGCGAAACUGCUAAUGAAUCCAUAGUUAGAAGACUGACACAGGAAAGAAUAGCAGAAUUGAGUCAAAUUCUUGCAUUUCAAAGGGAUGAAUAUCUACGACAUAAAGUAGAUAUGAAUUUACUCACAUCCGGUACAAUAACUGAUGAAAAAUUGGAAAAGAUGUGGCUAGAUAUACAGCAGGAGGAACGUGAACAGGAACAGAAAACGCGGACUCAUUCGAUAUGGGUAGCGAAACGACAGCAGAAGCAGGAAAUAAACUUAUCGUCUAUUCCCUCGGUUAUCGGAGGCCAACGUAAAUCCUUAGAAAGCACGGCAGUAGAAGUGCAGGAAUCUUCAGCAGAACCCUUGACGGAGGAUGACGAGAAAAAGAACCGAGGUGGUAGAUCGCCUCUAUUGACGAGUUUAUUGAAAUCCCCGAGCCCAACUACUCAAACGCAGACCACCACAUCGACGUCUGUUCAGUCGAACUCUCCGACUAUCACCAGUCUACUCGGAUCAAAUUCCAAGAUACUGAACACUCAACUAGUGCAAAACGUAUCGCCGCAGUUACAACAGUUAGUCACGACGGCGAUAGCCGGUGUGCCAAACGCAACGCUGGACCGACCAUCUGUCGGAGCACCUACGCUUUCGAUGCUGCUAGAAAUGCCUGCCAGUUCGCAAAGAGGGCCUCUACCAAAUCUACAAACGACAUCUGCCGCAACGAUCAUUGCACCCCAAACGACGCAGCAAGCAACCGUAGCCACAGCCGAGGUGCACAAUUUCCCGCAAGUACAACAAUCACAAAACGUUGUCCAUCAUCAAAUGGCCAUUCAGAACGUAGAAACAAAUAAUAUUACUCCGACGGCAUUGGCGAUCACCACCAUACCGACCACUACCACUAAUAUACCAAUUUCGGAGAAUAUGGUGCAAAUAAUAGACAAUAUAGAUGAUGUCAUACGUAAGGACAUAAUGGCAGAUGUAAUGGAUAAAGAUGAGAUAAACGAGAUUAUCGGUGACAUCGAAGAACUGAUUAAAGAAGAGAUCACCGCGCGUAGUCCGCAGACUCUUCAAGACGCAAGUGGCAACUCAGCAUCGACGACGGCGACAGUGAUUGACAGCUUAAAUGUACAAACGUCGCAACAGGUGGCAGAAAUCCCAAUAACAGUAACUAUGGAGUCACGUCCAGAGCCGAGAGAUGUGGACGAAGCUGUAUCGCUGUCUAAUUCACCGCAAAGCGAAAUGGCAAUUGAAGAAAUCGAUUCUAGCACAUCUAAUAUCGCUGAGAUAAUUGGCACCGUUGCUAUAGAGCCUCAGGAACCGAAAAUUAUCAUCACUGAGAUAUCGGAGGUCGUGUCCAACAUGCCAGAGGAGACGAAAUCCGUGACAAAUAACUGCGACGAAAGAAUGGUCUUAACUGAAAAGCUUAUUCCGGAACAAGAGAACAGUAAUGAAGAAAAUAACAAGAAAGACAUAGAAGGGAAACAGCUGGGCCCGGAAACAAAAUCCUUGAACACUACGUUGAACGUGGUGGAAACAGAAGAAAACGAAUACAAUGAACUUCCAGAUUCGAAAAAGAUAAUUGGAGCUGUGGCCGAAGAGAAGGAAAAAAUAGAAGAGGAAAACGAAGAUGAAGAGGGAGGAACAGAAAUGAUCUCUAAUAACAAAAAUUCUAUCGAAUCCAUCAAAGAACGAAAGGAGACUCCGGAAGAUGUUGAAGGUAAAGAUAACGCUGGGUUAGAUCAAUUAGAAAUGCAUCUGGCAAAAAUAACAGGGGACCAGCAAGACGUAUCGUCCGCGGAAGUCGUCAGCGUGUCAUCAGAGAUAACAAAUGAUUUACCCAGUACCGAAGACACGGAAAAGUCGCAAGAUAUCAGUUUGAUCCUGGAGGAUGAUGAGGAGGGAGAGAGCAGUCGGAGUUCUGAAAGUAAGAAGAAAGCGACAUUGGAGCAAAUUAUCGAGAACACGGUCGAAAGCACAACCGAGUCCUUAGAAUCGUUCAAGGAAGAACCAGUUGUUUUGAUAAAAAAAGAAGAGAUUGUCGUAGAUAUAAGAGAAGAAUCCUCCAUAAAAUUGCAAGAAGGGGAGAUCGCCGUAGAAACAUUACAAAUAUAUACAGAAAAGUUUAAAGAGGAAGAAGAAGCGGUGAAGGAUUCCUCGGAGGAUACCACAAGUUCCAUCUUGCAAGACACAGAGGUAAAAAAAGUAGAAGUCGAGCCAACCGAUAGGAUCGAGGAUGUUACCAUUAAUGCGAUAACAAUUGAAGAUAUUCAGAGCGUCAAGAGUGAACCAACUGUGACAGUAUCGACUGAUAUAGAGAACACAAGUGUUAAGAAAAGUGAGUGCGCGGAGCUUGAAUUGGAGGAACCGAAAGCGGAUGGGGAAGUAAAAACUGCUAUUGAUAUACUACCAAAGGAGGAUAAGAAUGAGACUGUGGAAAUGAAAGAGGAAAAGAAAGAGAAAGAGGAUACUAAAAAAAGCACAGAUAGCGAGCAGAACGUGAAAAAAGAGAUUGAAUGCGGAGUGACGAGCGCCGGAGAAGAAACCGGAGAAUUAGAUGAAGAGGAGUCGUCGUUGAGCAAAUUGAGCGGUGGCCGAGCAAUGAAGACGUAUUCGAAGAGGCAGCAAAACAUCGCUGUGGACAGUGAACCAGAGAAUGAAGGAACAGGCGAAGGAGCGGAUUAUCGUGCCUGGAAGAAGGCAGUUAUGCUUGUUUACAAUCGCCUGGCUACGCACAAGUAUGCGUCGAUAUUUUUAAGGCCAAUCACAGAGGACCAAGCUCCUGGUUAUCACACGGUGAUCUUCCGACCAAUGGAUUUAUCAACUAUUAAAAAAAACAUCGAUAAUGGUACAAUUAGAUCGACGAUGCACUUUCAGCGGGAUGUCAUGCUCAUGUUUCAAAAUGCCAUUAUGUAUAAUAAACAUGACACGUUUAUCUAUAAAAUGGCUGUAUCGAUGCAAGAGGAAUGUUUACAGCAUAUGCAGAUAUUAGUACAAGUAACAGGAGAAGGAACGUUUCGAAGAGAGACAAGAACUGCCGCGAGUAGUAGCAGCGAGGCAAGCGAAAAUAGCGUCAAACGAAAACGUAGUCACAUAACUCCGAGUCCUCACGAUAUCGAAAGCUUACGAUCAAAAAAACGUAGAAAAUCUGAGAAUGACUAGAUUGCAUUAAUGACGGAUUAAUGUGAAAUAAAUAUUCAGUUAAUUUAUUUCAUCAAUAUUAAAGUGUAAAAAUCAUCGACCACUUUAAGGGUAUGUCGGAGUGUCUAUAAAACUGUUUUAGUUUUUACGUCGUCCAGACUGAACCGAUAAAAAAGCGCUUUUGCAUGCUUAAAAUACUUAUUGAAACACACUGCGCAGACAUAAUCUUUUCAUCGAAAACGAAAAAAAUUUUUAAGUUGUUUGCUAGUACAAUUCGUAGGUUAUAAAAAAUUUCUGCGAUGCAUAUGAAAACAAAAAAAGUCUGCGCAUUACAAAAUGUUCUAAGGAAUAGCGUCCAAUCUUCAAAAAUAUUCUUAGAAGUUUUAGAAAAGUAUAAUUUGUUAGGAAAAAUUGUUAUUACUUUUUGCUAAGAUGUAGAUAAAACAGAGCAGUUUAGAUGUCCAUAAUAGUUCACGAAUAUUGCGCUAGCGACGCUAGUGCUACAAUUGAUCACUAUAGCCGGUAUUCAUAGUCGAAUCUUAUUUCAAGAUCGUCUUAAGUAAUGUCUUAAGAUGUGAAUACGGCUCUGUGAUUGGUUCAUGACAUCUUAAGACAGUACUUAAGUUGAUCUUAAAUAUAAGAUCUGACUAUAAAUACCGGCCAUAGGCCUAUGGGUUUUUUAUUCACUUUUUUAUAAGGGAACCCAGGGCCAGCCGAACACGCUAUUAAUUAUACUGAUAAUUUAUAAAAAAUGUUUUAAAUAGUUACUUGUGAUUUUAGUCUAGUGUAGCAUUUUUAAUAUUUAAAAAAUAUUACUGUUUUAUAUAUAAUAACAUUUCAUUAAUAUUGAAAUGAGAAUAAAUAUGAAUAUAUAUGUAAAUAGGUAGAUAGAAAAAGAAAUACAACUCGAUAUUAUA
Molecule: messenger RNA, 4295 nt
Organism: Odontomachus brunneus
Lineage: Eukaryota; Metazoa; Arthropoda; Insecta; Hymenoptera; Formicidae
Gene: Brd8
Product: bromodomain-containing protein 8
Exons: 4
Coding region: 1-3399 (1132 amino acids)
Cellular component (GO): NuA4 histone acetyltransferase complex
Molecular function (GO): protein binding
Source: RefSeq, a predicted model, not a curated record